Rhinolophus ferrumequinum (greater horseshoe bat) is the source of this 1994-nucleotide messenger RNA. RefSeq names its product mitochondrial amidoxime reducing component 2 (gene MTARC2). Gene Ontology annotation, molecular function: pyridoxal phosphate binding; molybdopterin cofactor binding; molybdenum ion binding. The record is from RefSeq and is a predicted model, not a curated record. Bases 74 to 1099 code for a protein of 341 amino acids. NCBI's taxonomy places the organism in Eukaryota, Metazoa, Chordata, Mammalia, Chiroptera, Rhinolophidae. Gene Ontology annotation, cellular component: mitochondrial inner membrane. Gene Ontology annotation, biological process: nitrate metabolic process. The transcript has 8 exons.
UCCGCCCCCCGCCGAGGCCUUCGGAGCCUGCACGCUUAUCCCUGCUUGAGUCACUGCCCGCAAACACUAGGCCAUGGGCGCUGCGGGAUCCUCCGCGCUGGCCCGCCUCGGCCUCCCCGCGCUGCGCCUCCCCGCGCAGCCCCGGCCCGCCUGGCUCGGGGUGGCCGCGCUGGGACUGGUCGCGGUGGCCCUGGGGACGGUCGUCUGGCGCCAAGCGCGACCCAGGCGACGCCGACGAUUGCAGCAGGUGGGCACCGUGUCGGAGCUCUGGAUCUACCCGGUCAAGUCCUGCAAGGGGGUCUCGGUGAGCGAGGCCCAGUGCACGGCCAUGGGGCUAUGCAGAGGCCACCUGCGGGACAGGUUUUGGCUGGUGAUUAAGGAAGAUGGACACAUGGUCACAGCCCGGCAGGAGCCACGCCUGGUCCUGGUCUCUGUCACCUGUGAGGACGAUUGCCUGGUCUUCAGGGCUCCAGAUGUGGACCCGCUGGUUUUGGAGAGCAAGCUGCCUUCUUCAAACGCGCUCCAUGACUGCAGGAUUUUUGGUCUUGACAUUAAGGGCAGGGACUGUGGUGACGCGGCAGCUCAAUGGUUCACCAAGUUCUUGAAAACAGAUGCUUUAAGGCUGGUUCAGUUUGAAAAGAAUAUGAAGGGAAGAGAAGCAAAGGACAUUUUUGCGUCUAUUGUACAGAAUUACCAGAUUGCCUACCCAGAUUGCAGUCCCAUCAUGAUCCUGUCGGAAGCCUCCCUGGCAGAUCUGAAUGCCAGGCUGGAGAAGAAAGUGAAAAUGGACCAGUUCCGGCCAAAUGUCGUGGUGACAGGCUGCGACGCUUUUGAGGAGGAUACUUGGGAUGAACUCCUAAUUGGCAAUGUAGAAAUGAAAAAGGCUUUGUCUUGUCCCAGGUGCAUUAUGACCACGGUGGACCCAGAUACUGGAGUGAUAGACAGGAAGGAACCGCUGGAAACCCUGAAGAGCUACCGCCUGUGUGAUCCUUCUGAGAAGCAAAUAUACAAGUCGUCCCCCCUUUUUGGGGUCUAUUAUGCGGUGGAAAAAAUUGGAAGCUUGAAAGUUGGUGAUCCCGUGUAUCUGAUGGUACAGUGACGGACCCAUGAGGGUGAUACGGUUUCAGCGAUCAGGAGGCAUUGAUCAGGAUUUUAACAACAGCAGCAAUAGCACCGUGGGAAAUUUUUAUUACCUAGCUUUUGAUCAUCUUCACCCUGGAAAUGAAUCUAUUUUUGACUUGUUGGAGUUACAUAUGCUCCGAGUUAAUGCGAGGAAACUAUUAGAGGUGAAUUGGGAAUAAGAAGUUAUAUAGAUUUUAGGUAAUGAAGACUUUUUAAAUAAAUAAAAUUGUCUAUAAAAUUAUUUUGAAUGUUACUGUAGCUAUUGUACUUCUCCAGUCCCUGACAUUAAUAUUGUUAAAGUUUAAAGAAUGAGCUAAAAAGCUGCAAAAAGUUUUCUGAAUGUUUACAUUUUAUUACCUAUCAUUCCAUGUUUUAAGAGAAAUGGGGACAGUCGGUUUCCUGAUGUGCCUUUAUAUAUGUGAACACACUCACAAAAUCCUAUUAGUCGGAUUUCAUGUGGCUAUUGAGUCCUAUUGAUGUUUCGCUCAUGUGUUUUAUACCCAACCAUCGUAGAAUCAAGUUGUACUUGAGUAUGGAAAUUAUUUUAUAGACCUUGUUUUUAUAUUUGAUUACACCUCUGUUGAGCCAUAUACAAAUAAUUGUGUGUAACCAUCAGAUACACCACCUGCAAUUUCAGGUGUGAUAAUGUUGAAAAUGGGAUUUAGAAGAAUGGAAUUUUGAGAGUUGGAGUGGGGAGAAGGAAGUUGAACGUAUUUUUUGAUGUGAAUCUUCUUUUUUUUUUUUUUUUGGUAACAAAGAGAAAUGAACUGUUUUUGUAUGAUUAAACACAAAUUUACACUGACCGAAUUAUACCCACUUAUAAUUUUGUGGUUUCUUUAAUAUUAAUAAACGGGAAUCUCCAUUGUACUUUU